GUUAGCUCUGUCAGUACUGUAAGUUAGAUGACCAGCCUCAGAGGGCUGCUGGACGCACGAGCCCAGCUGACGUCUGUAGUUUUUACAGCGAUACAGAGGAACGGAGAGGCGGUGGGAAUACGUAAAACCUCUGGUGGAAGAUAUCGGUGGAGAUGAGUAAUAAGUUACAUUGGACAAUAAGGACCUACCUGGCUGCCAGUCGUUCAACUGACAGCUGUCAACGCACCUAGCUGCACGGCUAGCUGGCUAGGUGAGCUAACGGCUAACAAGUGUUUUUUUGGGGGCUCAUAGCCUGGCUAAAUUAGCCAGCUAGUGCUGUGCGCGUCUCAGAGAGGAAAGCAACCAGUUCCGUUUGAAAGUUCACCCUUAUUAUUUUCUAUAUUGACUGCUUUCAUGUGAAUACUAUGAGCUAACCAAGGGGAGUCAGACUUUAAUGUUUGUAAUAUUUUUUGAAUUCCAGCUAGUUUGCUAGCAUUUAUCACUAAGCUAGCUCGCUGCAUUCAUUCAGUUACUGAAAAACAGCCACAGCUUUGAAACCAUCACCUCAGCGAGCGAGGACUGCUCAUUUACAGCCUUGUUGUAACAACACUAAAAGGAUUUCGGACUUGACUCCUGCGUUGGAUACCCCCGGGGAGAAAUGAAGAAAUUUUUUGACACUCGUCGGGAAUUGGUGAGCUCCGGGCCUGGACCCGGAGCCGGGGGAGGAGGCGCUGGUUCCGGCGGCGGUGGCAGCUUCAUCGGACGGGUCUUUACUAUUGGACGUUAUCAAGUGACGGUGGAGGAGAUAGUCGCAGAAGGAGGUUUUGCCAUAGUGUUUUUGGUACGGACUCAUCAAGGUGUACGGUGUGCACUAAAAAGGAUGUAUGUCAAUAAUGAGCAUGACCUGCAAAUCUGCAAACUUGAGAUCCAGAUAAUGAGGGACCUUGUGGGCAACAAAAACAUAGUUGGUUUCCUGGACUCCAGCAUAACUGCAGUCGGAGCUGGUGAUGUAUGGGAAGUCUUAAUCUUAAUGGACUUCUGUAGAGGGGGGCAGGUUGUUAACCUGAUGAACCAGAGGUUACAGACAGGUUUCACUGAGGCCGAGGUCUUACAGAUCUUUUGUGACACGUGUGAAGCAGUUGCUCGUCUCCACCAGUGCAAGACUCCAAUCAUCCAUCGAGAUCUCAAGGUGGAAAAUAUUCUUCUGCAUGAUCGGGGACAUUACGUGCUCUGUGAUUUUGGAAGUGCCACAAACCGCUUCCAAAACCCUCAGACAGAGGGAGUACCAGUGGUGGAGGAGGAAAUCAAAAAAUACACUACUCUGUCAUACCGCGCUCCAGAGAUGGUCAACCUUUACGGUGGAAAGGUCAUCACAACAAAAGCAGACAUUUGGGCCAUGGGUUGUCUACUUUACAAACUGUGUUACUUCACACUUCCUUUUGGCGAGAGUCAAGUUGCAAUCUGUGAUGGAAGUUUUACUAUCCCAGAUAAUUCACGCUACUCCCAGGACAUGCACUGUCUCAUCAGAUACAUGCUGGAACCUGACCCUGAUAAGAGACCAGACAUCUACCAAAUAUCCUACUUUGCCUUUAAACUGGCUCGACGAGAGUGUCCAGUCCAAAAUGUACAUAAUUCCCCCAUUCCUGCAAAACUUCCUGAGCCUAUCCGAGCCAGUGAAGCAGUGGCCAAAAAGAGUCAAACCAAAGCCAGGCUCACAGACCCUGUUCCAACACUGGAAACCUCAAUCGCACCUCGGCAACGACCCAAGGCUGGCCAGGCUCAGCCUCAACCAAUAUCAGGCAUUCUCCCAAUUCAGCCAACUCUCACCCCACGCAAAAGACCCAACAUGGCUGCUGGAGCACCACAGGCCAUAGGUGUUGGCGUCCCACCUCCAGCUGCAGCUGCUGUCCAACCUGCUCAACAGAAUCCUGCUGCACCACAGCAAGCUCAGAUAGCCAACAUGCAGCCACAGACUGCACAGCAGCACCAGCAGCUCCUCAUGAAGCAGCAACAAGCCUUCUUAAGCCCGCAGAGUAACCAGCAGAACCUCCACCACCAGCAGCAACAUCAUACAGUGUCUCAGGCCUUCAGCAAGCUGCAGCCCAAAGCCAAGCCUGUUCCUCCAGUGAAACACCAGCAGCAUGUAGUCCAUGAAACAACAGCAUCUCAACUGACAUCCAUCCCAGAGUCGGCAUUGGUCGACCCAGAGGCCGUGACGGCUGGCAGAGGGCUGCAAAAGGUCGGCUCCCUCACACCCCCCUCUUCACCAAAGAUGGCCCCUAAAAGCGGCCACAGACGAAUCCUGAGCGAUGUCACUCACAGCGCUGUGUUUGGAGUCCCAGUCAGCAAGUCCACCCAGCUCCUCCAGGCAGCCGCAGCUGAGGCCAGCCUCAACAAGUCCAAAUCAGCCAGCACUACACCUUCUGGCUCCCCCUGUUCAUCCCAGCAGAGUGUGUAUCAUCCAGGUGACAGUGAUGCCCAGUCGGCCCUCGCUGCACCCAUCUCUGCACCCAGCUGGAACCCCUUUGGCGAUGAUAACUUCUCCAAGCUUACAGCAGAGGAGCUUCUAAACAAAGACUUUGCAAAGCUAGCUGAGACAGCUGCACCAGGAGAGAAAGUCACCGGCUCAAAUGAAAAUCUCAUUCCAGGGCUCAAUGCUUUCCCAGAUGAAACAACUACCUGCAUCAUGGGUGCAGGUUCAGCUUUGUUGACAGUCCAGGACCCUUUAAAUACCAUCUUCCUCUCUGAAACCACAGUGGAUUCAUUGAUUCCUGGUCUGGAAGCCCCACAUGCUCAGAGACAUUCAUGCCAGCCGGAGCUCAUCUCUACCAGCAUGCCAGAUUCUCUCACUGGGGACGACUCUCUGCUGGGUUGUGAUCUGUUAUCUCACACUUCCCCUCAUGGAAACCAGUCUGUCUCUGCUCUCGCUUCCUCCUGCUCCUCUGCUCCUCCUGGCUCUGGAUCCUGUCUGGAGGAGCUGCAGCCUGCUCAUACAGCUUCUGACUGUGCUCUCCUCAUGUCGUGUGGGGAGAAGGGCAAUGACGACGAGUUUGACCCUAUUCCUGUGCUCAUCUCCAAAAACUCAAAUCAAGAUGUUCAAGGGGAGAGUAACGGCUACACUGUACUCAGUGAAGGACAAGAGACCGAACCCGUAGAAGGAGAUCUUCCAGAAAACGAGGGAUGUGUUCACUCCAGCGAUGAAGAUGAAGAGAAAGAAAGCCGUAAGGACGCGCAGCAGGAUGGAGGAGGGAAUGAGAGUAGUGUUGCAGCUCAUGACUGUAGCGGCUCCAGACCGCUGCUGAUGGACUCAGAGGAGGAGGAAGAGCAGUUAGCACCUCAAUCAUCAGUGGCACCGACAAAACCAUCCACUACCUUUCACCAACCUACUCCUGGCACCUUUGCUCAGAAUCAUUCCCAGCAAGCACAUGAACCAGCAAAGGCCGCCGAAAUCACUGCAGAUGUUUUCUCAAAAGCCCCCUUCCGGAUCGGGCAAGAUGACUCGAGCGAUGUGUUCGCCAAUGCUCCAUUUCCUCACGCACUGCUGAAUGCUCAGCAGCAACUCGACGUUUUCUCUCAGGCUCCCUUCGGGAAAAGAAAGGAUGCCACUGGAGCUCAGCCCAAAGCCGUGUUUCCUCAUGCAGGAGGCGUUCAUGCUGCUGCCCCUGAUCAAGGUACGUUGGGACAAGUAGCCCAACAACCUUUCCGCCCACAAGCUUUGGCCAAAUACUCCCGACACUUUGAGGGACCCCUGCCCCAGCAGCCAGUAGCAGCUCAUAGAGUGGUUUCCAGCGUGAGCAGACAAGGUAUUGUGGCUUCAGUCCCUGUUGGACCUCUUCACUCUUGGACCUCAGAAGCGAGCCCUGUUGACCCUUUUGUCUCUGCGCCGUUUCACCUCAAGGCCCCGCAGGAAAAGCCUUGAAUGCACACUCAAAGAGGAGGAGGGCAGUGGGUAUCAACGCAGCUGAAUUAUGCAAAUAAAACAGGCACGCUGCAUGCUGUUACCAGCGCUGCAGCUGGACUGCAGGCCUGCAUGGAUCUCAUUCCUUUAUAUCUCCAACUAGCUCUGAUAGUGCAAAGUCAUCUCCACACUUGAAUUCAUCUUUAGAGUAAGAAAACAAGUCAAGACUCUUAGUGUCAUUUUAGUUUUGUUUUCCUGUCACAAAUUUGACCGUGCGGUACCGACAUCUUCUCAAAGACAAUGGGGUGGUCAAGCAUUUGAUUGUUUUCUUGCCUACCUCAGUUGCAUUGUGUGUCAAUGCUACAACUCCACACAGCUUCAUUUCCUGUGUUUGAGGGUUUUUUUGUAGAACUACAAACUGGAAAUGCUGCAAUCCUUCAUUUUAUUAGUUCUCAGAAAGGAACGAUUCAGCUUGAAUCAGAAGAUCGUAACUCCACAGAAGCUUGGAAGAGGAAAAACACUGUAGCACAUCAGCAGACUCAACUCUGUUUUGAUAUUUUUGUUGCAAGAUGAUUCAGAGGAGUAAUCAGACAAGAAAUCUGUACAUGGCCUUAGAAUAAUGCCCUCAAAAGUAAUAUUUUGGGCUCUGUGCUUGAUAGUUUAUUAUGAAGCAGAUGCUGGAUAAAGAUGCAAACUCACUUAAAGUGUAACAGUUUAUAUCUAACUUUUUGUCUCAUCCUAAAUAUAUUUUUGGCAUUUGUUAUGUUUGUGGUUGAUGUCCUUUCUAAAAAUACAGAACCCUUAAGCGGACAUACAUUCAUAUGUUUUAUUUUACAUUCCUUUUCCUAUGAUAGGAAGUAAAUUUUGUCUUCUUCCAGGAGAUCUUUACUAAUUCAUCUUAUCUCGGGCUGAGUUUCCACAUCAUGGUUUCAUUCUUUAAAUUAUCAAGAAAAACACUGAAACUAACUUGUAAGAGAAUGAGAUUUUCUGGUAGAGAUCUCCAGGAAACUACCAAAAUCUACUCUUGAUCAUGUGAAAUUGAUGAAAACUAAAUUGUAUGAAUGUAUUUGUUCUUAGGGCUUCUGUAGAUAAAGGUGGAAUAUCUGUGUUUUAUUCCAUGUUAUGUUUAUACCAUAUAUAUAAAUGUUAGGCCUAAAAAAAUCAUCUUAGUUGUUCCUUUAUGUUUAAGACUCACUUUUGUGUUUGUUACUCUAACAGACGGUAUUUCUGAAGCCUUACACUCUUAUAGUUCUCUCUCCGAGCACAUCAAACAGCAGAAAUCACAUU
This is a messenger RNA of Cheilinus undulatus (humphead wrasse), 5164 nucleotides long. RefSeq names its product AP2-associated protein kinase 1-like. Bases 638 to 3898 code for a protein of 1086 amino acids. The record is from RefSeq and is a predicted model, not a curated record. Gene Ontology annotation, biological process: protein phosphorylation. The transcript is spliced from 20 exons. Lineage: Eukaryota; Metazoa; Chordata; Actinopteri; Labriformes; Labridae. Gene Ontology annotation, molecular function: ATP binding; protein kinase activity.